AUGACCAUGGAAAAUAUAUCUGUAGUGACAUCAUUCAUAUUGGUUGCAUACACUGACAUGGAAGAUCUAAGAUAUGUAUACUUCGUAGUUUUUCUUCUGUUGUACCUGCUGAUAUUAUUUGUCAAUUUAGUUCUCAUUGUAGUAAUCUACAUUGAAAGAGGCCUGCAUGAACCCAUGUAUUUCUUCAUGUUUAACUUAGCAGUGAAUGGAAUAUAUGGUAGUACAUCCUUAAUGCCAUCACUAUUGAAAAAUUUACUGUCUCAUACUUAUGAAAUAUCUUUGUCCUGUUGCCUCCUACAGAUCUUUUGUUUACAUACAUAUGGUUCAGUUGAAUUUACUAUUUUAGCAGUGAUGGGCUAUGACCGCUAUGUUGCCAUUUGUUACCCUUUACACUAUCACCUCAUUGUGUCUCCCAGAAAGAUCUAUGCACUAAUUGCAUUUUCUUGGAUUUAUCCCUGUCUCUGUUUUGGCCUUUAUUUUAUAAUGACUGUACAGCGUACAUUUUGUGACAGGUUCAUCGACAAAGUUUAUUGUAACAAUUUUGGAUUAGUCAGACUGUCUUGUCUUGAUACAACCAUUCAAAGCAUUGUUGGAUUGGCAGCAAUUGGACUUUUAAUUGCACCUCAGAUUCUCAUGAUACUUUUUUCCUAUGCCCAAAUUCUGAGAAUCUGCCUCCGUGCUUCUAAGGAAUCUCAGAUCAAAGCCAUUCAAACAUGCACCCCACACUUAUUGGCUGUAAUAAACUACUCUGUGGGAUGCUUAUUUGAAAUUAUCCAAACUCGGUUUAACAUGAAUCAUGUACCUUCUGAAGUUCGCAUAUUCAUGUCUCUUUACUUUCUGAUAUUUCCUCCCAUGUUGAACAGUACCAUUUAUGGAAUUAGCAUUCAAGCAAUAAGACUUCCAAUUUUAAAACUGUUCAGCAGAAGGAAAAAUAAGUCAAGUCCACUACAGUAA
Molecule: messenger RNA, 954 nt
Organism: Megalops cyprinoides (Indo-Pacific tarpon)
Lineage: Eukaryota; Metazoa; Chordata; Actinopteri; Elopiformes; Megalopidae
Product: olfactory receptor 24-like
Exons: 1
Coding region: 1-954 (317 amino acids)
Biological process (GO): G protein-coupled receptor signaling pathway
Cellular component (GO): membrane
Molecular function (GO): G protein-coupled receptor activity; olfactory receptor activity
Source: RefSeq, a predicted model, not a curated record